Molecule: messenger RNA, 1760 nt
Organism: Styela clava
Lineage: Eukaryota; Metazoa; Chordata; Ascidiacea; Stolidobranchia; Styelidae
Product: caspase-14-like
Biological process (GO): proteolysis
Molecular function (GO): cysteine-type endopeptidase activity
Source: RefSeq, a predicted model, not a curated record
UGGUGUAUAUUCAAUUCAAGUUGAAAUAAGAAAUGCAGGAAGGUUUUGAUUUUAGAUAAAAAAUUGUUUGGCUGGUUCUUUUCUAUUUUAAAUUUUUAGAAAUUAAUGAAGGGAUUUGUUUAUUCUUUUCUCGCAGGUUGACAUUAUAAAGUUAAUCAGUUUAGGCAGGCAGGAGAUAGAUUGAACUAAUUGUGUUUCUGAAAUUAUGUGUCUUUAAGAUCCAUGCAGUAAAAUACUUAUUAUAAAACAAAAUGUCAAUAAGCUUGAACAAUGAAGAUGCAAAGUUUAUCCACAAAGCAACAAAAGUAUUCCAUGAGUCACAAUGGGAAGAAUUUUCUAUUCUGAAACUAGGUUUUGACUACGAUGAAAUUAAAAAACUACAAGCUGAGCAUAAAGAUAAAUCUAAAAAGCUCAAGUAUGAAACAGUUAAUGUGUGGUUGAGCAAAGAAAACGAAGAAAAUCUGGAGAAACUGACCGCCCUUAAGCUUGAAUAUUUUUUCAGCAAAUCUGAAACAAUUUUUUCAAAAUCAGUAGAGGCACAACAGGAUCUUGAUGGGGGAAAAAGUAAUGAUGAGCUCAGGUAUCCAUUAAAAAACGGAAAAGGUAUCGCACUUAUCAUAGGCAAUUCUUUUGUUGACACUGAAGGCCAUAGUUCCAGAAAACCUGGAUGUGACAGAGAUUUGGAAAAAAUGAAAGAACUGUGGAGUGAAACCUUGAGAUGUGAACUUGUGGAUGACAAAGUUCAUUCUGAUAAAACGGCUGACGAAAUGAGAGAAUUACUGGAAAAAGUGGCGAAAAAAGAAAAUAUCGAUUAUGCUGUUGUGGUUAUAAGUACGCACGGAGGAUUUGUGGAAGCAGAGGAAAUUAUUGAUCAAAAAACAGAAAUUAAGACUGGUGAAAAUCAAGAAACAAAGCUGAUAAAAUAUGAAGAAAUACUAUAUGGAAAUGACGGAAGUAAAUUACAAGCAAGUGAAUUUCAAAAAAUCUUAUGCAAUAAAGAAGCUCAGCCUUUGAGAGAUAUACCAAAAUUGCUAAUUCUCCAAUACUGCAGGGGAGAAAAGAUUGAUAAAGGGGUUUCCAAAGAUACUACUGAUGCAGGUGUAUUUUCAGAAAACCAGAAAACUGAGUUAUUUACCUACUCUUAUCCUGUGGAUGCUCUUAUGCCUGAGAUGAGUGAUAUCAUUACUGUAUAUGCAACUCAUCAAGAGUUCAUGGCUCUGAGGAAUAAGAAAGAUGGUUCCUGGAUGAUCGGGUUUAUUUAUGAUGUGUUCAGAAUAUACUACAAGACCAAGCAUGUUACUGAUAUGCUUACAAUUGUGAAUAACCAGAUGAAAAACAGGAGUGGCAAAGUAGAAGGAGAGGAUUGCAAGGCAAUGAGCAUCUAUGAGUCCAGUCUCACCAAAGAUUUCUAUUUGGUUUAAUAAACAAACCAGCUUUGAAAAAAAUGUAAGAAAAACGUAGAGCUGCAUAAUAAUUAAGACUUGAUUUAUCCUUGUAAAUAUUACAUGAUUCGUGGCUACCUAAGACUCAAUACUUUGUGACCUCGUCGUACUGGCAGAAAUUAUCAGUGGAGACUUUAAAACAGUGGGUCUCAAACUCUCAUAAUCCGUGCCUCCCUCACAAAGAUUCUCAACAUUGCAUGCCUCCCUUCUAUGAUCUGUAGCUGCCUUCUGAGACUCAAUUAAUGUAGUCAUGGUUAAUAGUACCUAGUAAGGGGCUCCCGAAGUAUGCGAACCAAGAUGGCGGACAUCGGAAUGUAA